AUGGUAAGAAACACGACAGUUGCGAGCAACAUCCUGCGAAUCCAAGGCUUCGACAUUUCUCCGGAGUUCACGUACCCCGUGUUCUUCCUGCUGCUGUUUGUUUACUCCUCCCUGCUUUUCUCCAACAUCGGCGUUCUGGCGCUCAUCAUCAGCGAGAAGAGUUUGCACCAGCCCAUGUACCUGCUCUUCUGUAACCUGCCCAUCAAUGACCUGAUAGGUAACACUGUGAUGCUGCCUCAGGUGAUGGCUCGCAUCUCCACCGAGCGCUUCAUGACCUACAACCAGUGCGUGGUCCAGGCCUUUUACAGCCACACGUGCUCGGCCUCGCACAUGAUCCUCGUCAUCAUGGCCAUUGACAGAUACGUGGCCAUAUGCCACCCGGUGUACCACUCCACCAUGACGACCAGAGCCGUGAUCGUCCUGUCGGCGAGCGUGGGGAUGUCGCUGGUGCUCGUGACUGUUCUGAUGGGCCUGACGGUGAGGCUGUCUCGUUGUAGGUCAGUGAUCCAAAACGCGCACUGUGACAACGCGUCGCUGUUCAAGCUGUCAUGCGAGGACGUGUCCAUCAACAACAUCUACGGACUCUUCUUCACCGUGCUGCUGUUCAGCUGCUCAAGGGGCAUCGCCUUCACCUACUUCAGAAUAGCCCUCAUCUGCUGGAUCAAGAAGAGCAAGGAGCUGAACAACAGAGCCCUGCAGACGUGCGCGAGCCACCUCGUCCUCUACCUCAUUAUGCUCUGGUCGGGAUUCUUAACCAUCAUAUUGCAUCGUGUACCAAAUUACCCAGAUUUAAGGAAGAUCGCAUAUAUUCUGUUUCUUGUGGUCCCUGCUAACUUGAAUCCGAUCAUUUAUGCAAUGCAAACGAGAUUAUUACGUGAUAAAAUUAUUCAGAUAAUUCGCAGGAAGGUGAUUGCGACCUAA
Molecule: messenger RNA, 921 nt
Organism: Hippoglossus stenolepis (Pacific halibut)
Lineage: Eukaryota; Metazoa; Chordata; Actinopteri; Pleuronectiformes; Pleuronectidae
Product: olfactory receptor 5B12
Biological process (GO): G protein-coupled receptor signaling pathway
Cellular component (GO): membrane
Molecular function (GO): G protein-coupled receptor activity; olfactory receptor activity
Source: RefSeq, a predicted model, not a curated record